AUGCCUAUGCGUGUGCUGGGUGUUCGAAAAGCUGCGGCCUUGGCCUUGGCUGGGGAGGCAGACGCAGAAUGGCUAGUCUUGCGCAUGGAGGGUCGCAGUGUGGCGGUCAUGCCUGUGCUCCGGCGUCCCGGCGGCCUGUUGCUGGCGGCGGCGAGGCACGCCUUCACUUCGGCAGAGAUCGAGAGCAAGAAGCUAGAGGGUGUGACCGAAGAUCUGGGCCUAGUGGGUCAGGUGGAGGUGCCGGGCACUUUAGUCGAUGGCUCGAUGGCCGAGGUUCCUUUGUUACUUUUCGACUGGCCCUCGGCCCUCUACAAGUUCCUUCGGGUCGUGACGGGCGACUCUUGGCCACCCAACCUGAUCCGGCCUCGACAUGGCGAGGUCACCGACCUCACACUGGACAUGGACAGCCUGUGCGAUACGGCUCGCAGCUGGGUGGAGGAUGGCGAGAUGAGCCUGUCAGAGGCUUACCUGACGGUGUUGGAGGGCCGGGCCCCUACUGCGGAACCGGCGGAGAUGCCUCCAGGAGGCUUCCCGGCCGAUUUGAUGAAUCAGCUUAUGGAUCGCAUGGAGCAGACGGCAGCGGCGGUGGCUGGCAUCAAGGACGACCUGGAGAAUGUCAAGCAGGCAGCAUCCUCAUCGCAGCAGCCUCCGAGAGCUAUUGGGCCAGCAUUGGCGCGAGCAAAAGCUUUGGUUGGACCUGCUCCUCGGACCACUGCCUUACCCACCAUGGAUCGCCAGGAGCCUGCAAUUCCGGGGGCCGGUACCGGGCUCGAGGCCGAAGAGGAGGACGCCGGCGAGCUGGGCACCGAGGAUCUCAUGCGGCUGGCUUUGGUGAACUUGUUAAACAAGGAGACCAAAGGCAAGAAGAAAAGCUCGCGAACGGGAUUGCCGUUGACUCAGUCGGCUUCCGAAUCCGAGGAGGAGGACCCGCUUCGGAGACUUUCAGGCGCAAAAGGCACCAUGUUAGUGGAGAGAUUGCGGGCAGCAAUGGAAGCCGACCCAGCUGCGUACUCGAAUGCCAUCGAGAACCUUGCGGCGCAAGUGCUGGGCGAAUCCGCCCCGAACCAGAUGACCCUGGAAAGGUACGUGCGCGAAGAACUUCCCAUGGGCAACGAGCGCAGUCUUGGGUUCGCGGCUUGGAUCAUGGUACGGGCCCUGACGUGCAUGAAGUCGGGGCAUUGGGAGAAAGGCCGGCUGGUUCUCACUUUAGGCCUGGCGGCGAUCGAGCAAUAUCGUCUGGACAACAACUGGACAGCGGCCUGGCGCUUGACCCAGCUGAGCCAGCCGCCCUUCUCGGAAUGGAGGUCUCGCGAGCCGUACAUGGGCCAGCUGCGUGCCGACCACGCGCACAGCCGGUUGGUCCAUCCUACGUGGGCUGCUGCGGUGGUCGCUCGGUUGAAGGACGAGGAGGUCGCCCCGACGACCGCCCUCCUCGAGGAAGAGGCCGAGGCCGCGGAGCCGGGGCAGACGCGGCUCCAUCUUAACUGA
Messenger RNA from Symbiodinium sp. CCMP2592, 1488 nucleotides. Lineage: Eukaryota; Dinophyceae; Suessiales; Symbiodiniaceae. The record is from the annotation of a GenBank genome assembly.